This is a messenger RNA of Formica exsecta, 6790 nucleotides long. It is a transcript of the gene fab1, whose product is annotated as 1-phosphatidylinositol 3-phosphate 5-kinase. Bases 176 to 6283 code for a protein of 2035 amino acids. The transcript is spliced from 15 exons. Gene Ontology annotation, molecular function: 1-phosphatidylinositol-3-phosphate 5-kinase activity; ATP binding; metal ion binding. NCBI's taxonomy places the organism in Eukaryota, Metazoa, Arthropoda, Insecta, Hymenoptera, Formicidae. The record is from RefSeq and is a predicted model, not a curated record. Gene Ontology annotation, biological process: phosphatidylinositol metabolic process; intracellular signal transduction.
CGCAGCUGCGAGGAUUGGUGCACCCAAGGAUGGCAGGCAGGCAAGGUUGGCAGGCAAGGAUGGACCGAACGGUAGGAUCAACGAGAAGAGUGAGAGUGAUUAGGAGGUGACCUUAGAUAUCGGAGAGAGCUUUACUAAGCUUCAGAAUGCAUGCAAGGAGAUAGUAUCGGCGAGAAUGAAUAAGAAUAUGAAUUCGCCGUCGAAACUCACGGAGUUCGCUCCGUUGAGUCCCGAAGAGAGCCAACCUGUCGUAGCGUCACUUUUCUCCAAAUUUUUCAGCUUUACUAAAAAUUCGCCAAGCGCCAAUGAUUCUAUGGUAUCUUCUAACAAUGACGAACGUAAUUCCUCCGAUUCCGAUUCUUGGAAGCAAUCAGAGAGUACGGAACAAACCCCUGAUGAUGAUAGCACUAGUAUGAUAAAUUUUUCAUUAGCUAGCGAGGGCCGCAGUUUACCAAAUAUUUUGAAGCGUAUUAGUAAUAUUGUGGCAUUAAAAAGUAAUAAUCUACGUUCGUACAAAGAUUCUCAGUUGAGAAGUUAUUGGAUGCCAGAUAGUGUGAGUAAACAGUGCUACGAAUGUGGUGAAAGGUUCACGACGUUUCGAAGAAGACACCACUGUCGUGUAUGCGGACAAAUUUUUUGCUCCAAGUGUUGCUCCGAUCAAAUACCAGGGAAAAUUAUGGGAUGCACUGGGGAUCUUAGAGUUUGUACGUAUUGUUGCAAAGUCGUUCUUUCUUACCUUCAAUCGUCGGACAUGAGAAGCGAUUUAUCGGCGGAUUUAAAAGCGUUGCAAGAAGAUCUUCAAGUGAAGUAUGGAAACGACUCACCACUGUUAACUCGAAAGCACACCAGCGAAUCAAUGGGCGACGAAACAUCGAUAUGUCGGAAGCCAAGCAUAGGAUAUAUGGAGGAGAAUUACGCGACUAAACGAUCGGGUAAUAGUUAUCUAACAUCACACGAACGCUCGCUCGUGUUGCAAAAUUCGGCCUCUUUAAGGAUGAUUUGGGAAGAAUUGUUUCGAUCUAGUCAAGCUAUUCAAUUGCAAACUCAUAGAAUUCGAUUGAAAAAUUAUUACAAUUGUUUCCUAGCAAGCGAAUUGGUGAAUUGGAUGAUAGCACAGAAUAAAACAGCCACUCGCGUGCAAGCGACUACGAUAGGCCAAGCAUUGUUGGAAGCGGGUUUCAUCGAGUCCGUCGUCGGCGAUAACGUAUUUAACGAUUCGGCGGCCAUAUUUAAGCCGGUGGAGUUGUCUUCCUUACAAAGUAUAGAUUUAUUAACGGAAAAACGGACAGCAUGCGAUGCGCAAGAACCAGCAUGGGUAAAAACUAUUCCUCAGCAUGAUUCAACUACCGAUUCCGAAAGUGAGACGAAACCUACAAACUGCUCGCAAUCACAAACUUUCUGUCGUUUGCCAUCAUCCAGUUCGAGUUUUUACUUGGAUUUAAAUCUUGAAGCAUCAACCGUUACAUUAAAAAGACCAACGUCGGAAGAUUUGACUGCGAUUUCCGUGGACAGUAGCGAUGGAAUAAUCGAACAGAAAGAGAUCAAUCUUAAAUCGCACGAUUGUAAUCACAAGAUAUGUGAUGAUCUGUUAAGUGAUACGCUUCAAGUGCACGAGUUCAAAGAAAAAAAUGGAUGGCACAGAGCGACCAAUCUGAGAACAGCCUUCGGCGAAUUAAGCGCGUAUGAGUGUUUAACGGCCACGUAUAAAGCGCACGAAGAUUCUCUCAUUAAGCAACUUCUUAGCAAGGAAGGCUUGUCGCAAACGUGGUCAAAUACGAUUCUGUCCAUCGCGCAUCAGAUAGUCGACCACGUCCGACCAGAUUUGAAUCAUGAUGCUGAUAAUCUAGAUAUUCGACAAUACAUACAGUUCAAAAAAUGUCCCGGUGGUAGCAGGGAUGAUUGCAAUAUUGUAUCUGGUGUGAUUUGCAGUAAGAAUGUCGCUCAUCGUUGUAUGAACGCCAUGAUCGCACAUCCAAAGAUCUUAUUAUUGCAAUGCGGUUUAAUGUAUCAGCGUGUGGAGGGCAAGUUGAUAAGUUUGGAGCCUGUAAUGUUGCAGGAAAGCGAAUAUUUGGGACACACAGUGGCGAGAAUUACCGCCCUGGGUCCAGACGUAGUACUCGUGCAUCGUUCCGUAGCUAGAUUAGCUCAGGACAGGCUGAGGGAAUGCGGAGUGACAUUGGUUCUCAACGUAAAACUUAGCGUACUCAAAAGAGUAGCACGAUGCACAGGUGCUAGUAUAGUAAACACUAUAGACGCGCACAUAAGUGCGAGAUAUAUGCUUGGCACGUGCAAGAAGUUUUAUUUAAGAAAUUUUCCAGAUGAGCAAAGAAGCGUCAAGACAUUGAUGUAUUUCGAAGGCUGCGCAAAUCCGCAUUUGGGCGCGACGAUUUUAUUGCGAGGCGGCUCGCAGACUGAAUUAAAGAGAGUAAAAAACGUUACAUCGAUGAUGAUUUUUGCGGCUUACUCGUGGCGUCUCGAAAAAUCAUUUCUCAUGGACGAGUUCGCUAAACCGCCGUCGCCCAAGAAUAAUUCAUUUCUGGAUGAAACAUUGCAAAGAGAUUCUUCAAAUGGGGAGGAACCCGCGAAAUUCGAAAAUCACGUUAUCGAUGAAUAUACGCAUGCAAUCGAUACAAAGAGAUUGUCGAAAAUGAAUCAAGAUUACGAAGAUACACUCAACGAUGAGCAAAGUGUACGGAAUACCAAGUCGCACAAUUCAAAUAUAUCCGUAAAGAAUGAAAAUCUUCAUUUCUCUGAGAAUAUUUUAAGCGUAGAUUCUCUGAGGGAAGUAUCCUCGAUGCUGUCCGAGGAUUCUGAUCCUUAUGACACAUUAAAAUUAUUUAAGGCAAAAUUAAAACCAUCUUUAAGCGAUUCGAAAGUGUCAGCACCUUGUGAGAAUGAUGCGAUAAAUUUAACAAAUUGUAACAAUGUUAAAUCGGAGAACAAUACUAUGGACUUUGUUUCCGAUGAUACGGAGGAACAUAAUAAUUCCAUGACUGCAAACAAGGAGAUAAAAUAUGUCGAGCAAAAGACCGAAGAACUUGUCGACAAGGCAAAGUCAAAGGACAAGAUAUCUUCCGAAGAGAAACGCAUUUACGGGGAAUCCAUAAGCGAUCGAAGCGAUCCGUUGCAUCAGUAUUUAAAUGAGGAUGAUGAAGACGUGUUCAACCGUAAUAGCCCGAACGGUCAACGUCUGAGCGUUGCCGAUUUUCCGUUAUUCAACAAAUUUAAGAAAGCGCUCGAAGACACCGUCCUGAGCGUAUCGCCGUAUCUAAAGUUUUCUAUACCCUAUCUAGAAACCGAACUCGGCAGAAAUUGCGUACUGAGGAGCUUUUUCCCACGGGAGAUCUAUUACUCGGCGCAAUUUCUCGACAAGAUCAAGGACAUUCGAGCGAAUAGCGUGAACGAACAGCUCGCGUCCGAGAAUCGCGAACGGGCAAACAGUAUUAAGUUAAAGUCACAUCAUCCGUUCGUUCAGAUGCGCCUGACUACGGAUGUUGAUAAUCGCGAAGUGCAAAGUCUCCUGGCGAACUUUCGCGCAUGCGGAAGCAGACUUUAUCCGACGUAUAACGUGCUGGGUAAGUACCAGCCAUCAAUGAUAUUGACCGAGAACAACGAGCAGCAGAUCUCCUCGUGGCCGGAUUGUCUAGACCCCGCCAGUCAUCAACGUCUUUCCGUGCUGUUUUGCAGUUUUUCGCAUACUGGCAAUGAUACCCCGGCGUUUUGUGUGAAUCCUUGGGUCGUAAACAUGAUGAUGUAUGGCCAAAACGACAUCGCACUCGGUCGUUUCCUGGAGCGUUAUUGCCUGACGACGGAAUACAAAUGCCCGGCGCAGGCUUGCCGUGCACAAAUCGCUCAACACGUUAGACGAUUCGCACACGACGGCGGCUGUUUGCACAUCAGUCUCAAUGAGAUGAGUUCCGAGCCAUUUGUACAGGAGAAUGCCGAUCAUCAGAUCUUGAUGUGGAGCAAAUGUGUAAAAUGUAAAAGUGUUUCGCCGGUGGUACCGAUGUCGGGCGACACAUGGUGCUUGUCGUUCGCCAAGUAUCUCGAGUUACGUUUCUAUGGCGGCGUCUAUACGAAACGCGAUGGCACAGACGCGUGUCAACAUUCCCUACAUUACGAUCACUAUCAGUACUUUACGCGCAAAAACAUGCUGGCCGUAUUCAAGUUCACCAAGAUCUCGCAGUGGGAGAUCUCGCUGCCGCCGCCACUAAUCAACAUCAUCUACGAUCCAAAGCAGCAUGCCAACGUGAUUGAGGAGAUGAAGAGCGUGGCGUUAAAGGGUGAUGACGUGUUCUCGGCGAUCAGAGAAAAACUGAUGGGCUUGCAGACGGACUUGGAUAGCCUGAACCUCGCCAAGCAGCAGUUGAAUAAGGAUCAACAAUAUUUCAAAAACAAGAUCGAGGAGAUUCAGCUCAAGUUAACCUCGCCGACACUGGAGAAUAAGAAACUCGAGGGUAAAGUGUCCGAGAAGCAAGUACAGGCAUUGAUGUUUAGGAUUGAGGAUGGCAUCGUAAUCCUCAAACGACUCAUCUCGGAGGCCGUGUUUACGUGGAACAGUAAACUGUCGGAGACGUCGGUCAAAAAGAAAGACGAACGACCGCGCCGGUUCACUGAACGAUCAAUGACGGCUGGCAGCAACAGUAUAAUCGACACCGAUGGAUACAUAACUGAGGAUACCGCGUCGGAGUCGCAGAUCGAAGACUCGAGUCCUAUGUCGGCCGAUUAUAACGCCAUCGACGCAAUCGCAGCGGUGCAGAGUGACUUUCAAACGUCCGAAUUGAUCGAGAAUUCCGAUAACGAGCUCUUGGAAUCUGCCAAUAAUCCCGACGAAGUCAUUACCGUUCAAGAUGCAUCACCCAAGAUGCAUCAGAGAUCGCAUUCCGAUGUUUUUCCGCUGUCUUCUGACGAUAUGACCGAUAAGAAGAAGAAGAAGAAGACAAUCUUGUCUCAGUUGUUGCCGUCCGCUUCUGUGAAUCACACAAUACCGAAUCCACUAGGAACUUUGGAGCACUAUCUAUUGCCGCUCGGAUCGGUAGUACCUAUAGUGGUCUACGAAUCCGAGCUUUCGUCCAUAAUUGCGUAUGCCCUGGAUUCGCACGAUUACAAGCAUGCGUUGCAAGAAUUAUUGCGUGCGGCAAAAGGUUCGGACUUCAAUCCUAGUCCGUUGAGCAAACGUAAGUUUCCAGAGGGCAGGGACAGUUCGCUCGAUCUGGCGCAAUCGGGCGAGUUCAAGCGGCCAUCCGUGCUAUCCUUCUUUCGCGGUAACAGUCCCAAUCCUGCCAGUAGCCCUGUCGAAUCUGACAAGAACGUGUUGAGCGCGGAAUCGUCCGGCGGCGCUGUCGGUCCCAUCGACGUCGACGACGAUAAGAAGGCGAUAAAGCAACAAAACUACAUCGAGGUGCAGUUCAACGACACCACGACCAACUUCUUCUGCAGAAUAUACUUUGCCGCGCAAUUCGCCGCUUUGAGAGACAAUGUUCUGCCCUACGGCGAAGAUGGUUUUACAAGAAGCCUUAGUCGAAGUAUACAGUGGGCUGCGAGAGGCGGAAAGAGCGGCAGUACCUUUUGCAAGAGCAGAGACGAUAGAUUCAUCAUAAAGGAAAUGUCUCGACUCGAGAUGCAAAUCUUUCUCGAUUUCGCGCCCAACUAUUUCGCCUACAUGGAAAAGUGUCAACAAACCAAACAACCGACGUUGCUGGGCAAGAUUGUCGGCGUGUACAGGGUGUCGUUUAAGAACAACACAACUAACGCGGCACUUCGUACAAGCGUGUUGGUGAUGGAGAAUCUGUUUUACAAUCGAGUCAUCACCGAUAAGUUCGAUUUAAAGGGAUCCGUGCGGAAUCGACUUGUGAAUCCAGACGAUACGUGCCACGAGGGUGAACUGGUCUUGCUGGACGAGAAUCUAUUGAAUAUGAGCUGCGAUUCUCCUCUGUAUAUCAGAUCGCAUUCCAAGGCGGUAUUAAACCGAGCCAUCGAACAGGACACCAAGUUUUUAGCGGACAACUCUGUAAUGGACUAUUCGUUAUUAGUAGGCUUAGAGCCAGGCUCCGACGAGCUCGUGCUCGGUAUAAUAGAUUAUAUAAGAACGUUUACUUGGGACAAAAAACUGGAGACUAUGGUGAAGAAAUCUGGUAUUCUGGGAGGCCAGGGUAAAUUACCAACGAUAAUAUCACCGGAGGAAUAUCGCGCUAGGUUCAUCGCCGCGAUGCAUCGUUACUUUCUGCCUGUACCGGACAGAUGGUCGGGUUUAGGUAGAAGUGUCGAAAUACCACCGGAAUAAAUGUGAUUUAAGAUUUCAGAUACGCAAUUUUAUAUGCAAUAAUUACGUAAUCGCUGUACAUAUAUACUUUUUAUUCAUAACGCGAAAAUGUAAGCGCGUAGCAUAACACGCUCGCUAUAACAUUUUAUACAGUGAUCAAAUACUCGAGAAGUAUUGACAGUAUAAGUGAUACCGAUAUAGUUACCAGUUUUAAAUACAUCUUAUCGCUACGUAAUAUAAAUUAAUAUUCUAAUUUGUCGCGCGUAGGUAAGUAAACUUUCAAUUAUAUUUAUAAAAAAUUAUAUACGCUUACGUCGUAUCAUUGUCAAAAUGUAUAUAAUAAUUCUUUUGUAAUAUAAUUUAAAAGCAGCUGCUUUCGCUCUCAAAUUCUAAAGUACAAAGGUAUUAGUGAAACUAAACCACGAGGCUAAGAAAGCACCAAUAUUCAUAUUUUAUUUAAUUCUCCAAAAUUAUGUACACGACCAUUAUUUAUCCUUGUAAUAGUCAAAUAAACAAUAAUUAUAAUUU